Molecule: messenger RNA, 1353 nt
Organism: Phytophthora infestans T30-4
Lineage: Eukaryota; Oomycota; Peronosporomycetes; Peronosporales; Peronosporaceae
Exons: 2
Coding region: 1-1353 (450 amino acids)
Biological process (GO): cilium assembly
Cellular component (GO): MKS complex
Source: RefSeq, a predicted model, not a curated record
AUGUUGAUGAUUUUAUUCCCGAGGAGCGUGACGCAUCUCAUUCCCCCAGAUCUUACGCGACGACCUCGGGACAAGCGGCUUGAAGCUUCGUGGACGUCCAAUCAACACCGUGCUUGGCUUCGAGCCAACCGCGAAGAUGAAUUUCGUGCCAUGCACAUUGUUGCUCUUAUCGAAGGCGUCGAGCGUGUACUUUGCUCUCUUCGAUUCUACAAGGAGACUGGAUUAUUCUGUGCUACACCAGGGUUUUCGGCACCAAUCGUCGAUCCAGAAAAUGACCCAGAUCUACUUAUCAAAGGCCCCAAGCUGUCGACGUACCAUAUAUCGACUCCUGGCGGCUCACUCUAUGAGUAUGUGCUAGACAGCAUGCAUGACCUUCUUCCGCUUGCUUCUUCCGAAGACCAAAGACUUUCUCGAGACAUUCGCUUGCAAGAGGAGAAGCGCGACUUUGCGGAGGUGUCUCGAUGGCAGCUACUGAGUCAGGAUCCAAAGUUAUCCGAAGCAAAAAGUGUUGACUGCAAUAUGCAGCGGAAGAUGAUGAUAUCGCUGGAAGUGGCUGCGGUCGAUAAUCCGCAAACAACUGACUCGAUCUUUGUGGAGUAUGAGCUUGAGCUACCCGGUCGUGCUGGACACUCUCAGUGGAAAUUACAGCCUGGUAAUUAUACUAGGAAGCGUGGCAAAACCCCGUUAUCGUUACAUCAGCGGUCCGAGUAUCCUGGGUGUUUGACUUCCGUAGCGUUUGGGUGGCAUCAGCACUUCAAUCUGAAACUUGUUAAGGAUGAAGCAUUAAAUGGCGCAGACGAGGGGGAUGACGACAUUGUUCCGUGUCCAGUCCUCCACUUAAGCGUGUAUUCUCGAGAUUCGUGGCGAAGGAAAAGAACACAAGGCCAUGGUGAGAUAAAACUAGGGAAUUGCUCCGGAUUUUACGAUUCCGACGUUCCUAUUCGCAAACCGAUUACCUCCAUUAGUGACCGGAUGGAAGAACUCUUUCUGGGCAUCGAUGAAAGUAUUGAAGAUGUCGAGCUCACAAGAGGUCAAUUGCGGGAGGUUAAUACCGACGAUUCUCCUUUAUCCACCAUGAUUACGAGUCGACUAGGACAGAAAUCGGAAUCCACUGGCACAACGGUUCGAGUUCGCUGCAACAUCGUCGACCUACAGCCAUCGAAGCAUCCUAGUAUUGGACGGCUAUCGUCUGCACCAAUGACUACAUCCGUAACAAAUACUCGCAUUGUAAAGCGAAGCGUCCAAGAAAUUCUGCAAUCGGUUAAAUUAGAAAAACGACUAGCGAGUAUAACAGACCCCCGUAUUCAGGCGGCACUGCGCUCACUACCAAUAGACAAAAGUGAUCUUGUUUAG